AUGGGACUAGAGCUCACAAAAAAGGAAUUGUUGACGCUCCUGAAAAAUCUACCAGUAACUGCAGAUGGAAAGAUCUAUCAAAAUAGGCUAAUGGAUGCUGUUAAGUCUCUUAGAGGAGGAAUGGUUGAUGUCAACAAGCUGGACACAGUUCUGGGAAAUAUGGGCAUGAACCUCACAGAAGAGGAACUUAAAGAUCUGACACAGAAUCUUCCAGAAAAUGUUGAUGGGAAAGUUGCUAUGGAACAGGUUAUGGAUGCAGUGAAAUCUUUCACAGGUGAAAAGGUUGAUUUGGAUAACUUGGAAAACGUACUGAAAAAUAUGGGGAUUCAACUCACUGAUCCUGAAUAUACAAAGCUGGUGAAAGCACUGCCCAUUAGCGAUGAUGGAAGGGUAUAUCAAAAUGGGAUAUUAGAGGCCAUGAAGUCUUUAAAAAGAGGAAAAGUUGGUAUCAACAACCUGAUACCUCUUCUGGAAAAAAUGGGUAUCAAGCUCACGGAAAAAGAACUUGCACAGCUGAGAAAAAAUCUACCUGCUGAUGCUGAUGGAAAAGCUGAUCUGAGUGAAGUAAUGGAUGGAGUGAAAGCUAUUACAGGAGAAAAGGCUGAUAUCAACAGUGUGAAAACUGUUCUGGAAAACCUGGGGAAAGAUCUCAAAGAUAAAGUAUUCUUGGACCUGAUAAAACGUCGUCCUUCUAAGGAAGAUGACAAGAUCUUUCAAAACAGGUUGCUAGAAGUUGUGAAGUCUCUAAAAGAUGGGAAAUUCAAUGCCAACGACUUGAGUGCUAUACUGGAUAAUAUGGGAAUCAAGAUAUCAGAUAAGGAACUUAAGGCUCUGACUAAAAAUUUCCCUGCUGAUGUUGAUAGGAAGAUUUCAAUAAAGAGACCAAUGAAUGAAAUGAAAGCUAACUUUACAGGUGAGAAGAUUGAUCCUAGUGACUUGAAAAAUUUCCUGGGAAGCCUGGGGAUUGAGCUCACAGAUGAGGAAAAAGAGAAACUGCUGAAAACCCUGCCAGUUGAUGCUGCUGGGAAGGUAUAUCAGGAUGGGUUGCUGAAGGGUAUGAAAUCUCUCUAUGGGGGAAAGGUUUGUACAAAUGAGCUGGACAACACUCUAAAAAAAUUGGGAAUUGAGCUCACAGAAGAGGAACUUGCAAAUCUCUCAGAAAACCUAGAAGUUGAUGCUAAUGGGAUGGUUGGUCUGAAAAAGGUGAUGGAUGAAGUCAAAGUUACUACAGGAGGGGAGGUUGAUGCCAAAGAUGUGAAAACUCUUCUGAAAAACAUGGGAAUAGAAUUCACAGAUAAGGAACGUUUGAAGCUGAUGAAAAGUCUGCCUUUCGAUGAUGAUAAAGUCUUCAAGAACAGGUUGCUAGAAGGUGUGAAGUCUCUUAAAGGUGGGAAAGUCAAUAUCAACAACCUGGACACCGUUCUGAACAACCUGGGGAUCAAGCUUGCAGAUACAGAACUUAAAGAUCUAGUUGAAAACAUGCAUGUUGGUGUUGAUGAGAAAAUUCCUCUAGAGACACUGAUGGAAAACAUCACAGACUUUACAGGUGAGAAGAUUGAGUCAAGUAAUCUAAAAAAUGUUCUGGGAAAUCUGGGAAUUGAGUUUACAGAUAAGGAACUAGAGGAGAUGCUGAAAAUACUGCCGAUCGAUGCCAAUGGAAAGUUAUAUCGUAAUAGGUUACUGAAGGCUAUGAAGUCUCCUAAAAGUGGGAAGAUGAAAACUAAUAACCUCCAUACUAAUUUGGAAAAUAUGGGAAUGAGGCUCACAGAGGAGGGAUUUGCUGAACUGUCAAGACAACUACAAGUUGAUGCAAAUGGGAAUGUUGAUAUGCCUAACUUGAUGGGAGCAGUGAAAGCUAUUACAGGGAAGGUUGACGUCAAGAACCUGGAAACCGUUAUAGGUAACAUGGGAAUCGAGCUCACUGACAAGGAACUGGAAGAUCUGAAACAAAACCUGCCCAUCAGUGGUGAUAAUAAAGUUGCUUUGGAAACUUUGAAGGAUAAAGCAAAAGCUUUUACAGGAGAAAAGAUUGAUGCCAGUGACCUACAAAAUAUUCUGAAAGGCAUGGGGAUUGAGCUUACAGAUUCGGAGCACAAACACUUACUGAAAACACUACCUAUUGAUGCUCAUGAAAAGGUGUUUCAGAACAGGUUGCUGAAGGGUGUGAGAUAUAAUAAAAGAGGGAAGGUUGAUGUAAAUAAUCUGGAUCCUGUUUUAGAAGCCAUGGAGGUCAAGCUUACAGAACAGGAACUCAAUCUGUUAAAGGAUCUUCUGAGUGGCUCCAAGAAAGUUGAUCUGAAAAACCUAAUGGAUAAAGUAGAAGCUGUUACAGGAGAGGAAUUUGAUGUCAAUGACAUAGGAACAAUUCUAAGAAACAUGGGAAUAGAACUCACAGAUGAAGAACUCUCACAACUGAUGAAAACUCUGCCAGUUGAUAAUGGAAAGGUCUACCAAAGAAGGUUGCUGGAUGGUAUAAAGUUUCUUAAAGGCGGGAAGAUUGAUUCCAGUAAAGUGGAUGCAGUUUUGGAAAACAUAGGAAUGGACCUUACCGAAAAGGAGCUUAAAGACAUAACACAAAAUCUGCCAGUUGAUGUAAAAGGUAAAGUUGAUCUGGAAAAGCUGAUGAAUGAAGUAAAAUCUUUCUGGGGAGGCAAAGUAGAUACUAGUAAACUUGGAAGUGUUUUGGAAAACUGGGGGAUUGAGCUCACACCUAAUGAACUUUCGAAUUUGGUGAAGACACUGCCACUUGAUGCUGAUGGAAAAGUGUAUCAAAAAAGGUUGAUGAAGGGCAUAAAGUCUCUCAAACAAGGUGAUGUUGAUGUCAACAAGCUGGACACUCUUUUAGAAAACAUGGGAAUCAGCAUCAAAGAAAAAGAGUUCAUGGAUCUGAUAGGAAGACUGCCAGAGGCUGAUAAAGGGAAGGUCAAACUAAAUACAUUGAUGGAAGAAUUGAGAACUGCUUUAGGUGAGCAGAUAGAUGUCAGUGAUGUAUAUGAUGUUCUGAAAGACAUGAAAGUGAAAGUCACAGACAAGGAAUACUUUAAUUUUGUAAAAACUCUACCACUUGACGCUGAAGGGAAGGUAUACCAAAAAAGGUUGCUGGAUGGUGUGAAGACUCUUAAAAGAGGAAAGGUUGAUAUGAAUAACCUGGACACAUUUCUGAAAAAUAUGGGGAUUGAGCUUUCACAUAAAGAACUUGAAGAUUUUUCACAAAACCUACCAGUUGAUGUUGAUGGGAAGGUUGAUCUGGAAAAUGUGACACUGAAAAUGAAAGAUUUUACAGGAGAAAAGGUUGAUGCCACUGAUCUAAAAAACAUUCUUGGAGACAUGGGGAUAGAAGUCAAUGAUAAGGAAUGUCUUGAUCUACAAAAAUCACUACCAGUUGAUGAUGAUAAGAAAGUUUUUCAGAACAGAUUGCUAUCAGCUUUGAAGUCCUUCAAAGGAGGGAAGAUUAACGUCAAUAACCUGAACACAGUUCUGGGGAACAUGGGGCUCAAGCUCAAAAAUAAGGAGCUUAAAAGUGUGCUACAAAAGCAAUCUAUGGAUGCUGAUGGAAAUGUAUCUCUGAAAAAAGUAAUGAGUGAUGUGACAGCAGUUAUAGAAGAUAUUGGGAUAGAAUUCACACCUCGAGAAUACCUGGAACUGGUAAAAAGUCUUCCAAUUGAUGAUUCUGGAAAUGUAUAUAAAAAUAGAUUGCUAGAUGAUGUGAAAUCUUUCGAUCGUAAGUACCAUGAUGAAAAGAAAGAUAAAUAA
Messenger RNA from Mustela lutreola (European mink), 3753 nucleotides. RefSeq lists its product as uncharacterized. The transcript has 48 exons. Bases 1 to 3753 code for a protein of 1250 amino acids. The record is from RefSeq and is a predicted model, not a curated record. NCBI's taxonomy places the organism in Eukaryota, Metazoa, Chordata, Mammalia, Carnivora, Mustelidae.